UAGUCGCGUAGCUCAAAGAUCCGCGGUUCGGCCAGCAACUUGUAUUCCCUUUGACUGCUGCUUCCGGUUCCGGUAGUUGCGGGUGGGGCUUGGCGAGAGGCGCGGAUCAUGGCUGGGAGUCGGCUGGAAACCAUAGGAAGCGUUUUUUCCAGGACUCGGAACCUGAUUCGGGCUGGGAUACUGAAGGAGAGGCCCCUCUGGUUUGACAUAUAUGAAGCCUUCCCCCCGCUGAGAGAACCGGUUUUCCGAAGGCCCCGCUUGCGAUAUGGCAAAGCCAAAGCUGAUGUUCAAGACAUCUUCUACCACGAGGAUCAGAUCAGAGCGAAGUUUUAUUUAGUCUAUGGACCUGGUCAAAGAGCUGUUGAUCUGUUCAAUCCACAUUUCAAGUCUACCUGUCAACGGUUUGUGGAAAAGUACUUUGAGCUACAGAAACUUGGAGAAACAGAUGAGGAGAAGUUAUUCAUGGAGACAGGGAAGGCUUUAUUGGCAGAAGGUGUCAUUUUAAGACGAGUAGGAGGAGCAAAGACUCAACAGGAAGGCAGUCAUGUUUCCUGGAAGACUGAACAGAAGAAUGUCAACCUCCAAACUGUGCUGAAAGAAAACCAGUCUCUGGAGGAAGUUCCACAGGACCAACCUUUGGAGGCACCCACAGAACCAUCAAAAGGCCCCUCACCUUCCUGAAGGACUUGUAUACCAUGUACACUGAUGUGCAAACUGUCUUCACUAGAUGAAUGUUGAACUCUGUUUAAUAGUUGGACUUGUGUAAAUGUUUCUUGAUCUCUAAGGUACUAUGUUUUCCUUCUUUUACUUCCUAUUUCUAGGUUGUCACAAAGCUCCAGUAUCACAGUUUGCAAGAAGCAGUUGUGUAAACUUCUAUGUUAGGGUAGUAUUAAAUAAAUAAUUCCCUAACUGCC
This is a messenger RNA of Erinaceus europaeus (western European hedgehog), 914 nucleotides long. RefSeq names its product mitochondrial ribosomal protein S23 (gene MRPS23). Gene Ontology annotation, molecular function: structural constituent of ribosome. The record is from RefSeq and is a predicted model, not a curated record. The transcript is spliced from 5 exons. Lineage: Eukaryota; Metazoa; Chordata; Mammalia; Eulipotyphla; Erinaceidae. Gene Ontology annotation, biological process: translation. Bases 109 to 681 code for a protein of 190 amino acids. Gene Ontology annotation, cellular component: ribosome; mitochondrion.